Messenger RNA from Tribolium castaneum (red flour beetle), 534 nucleotides. RefSeq names its product serine/arginine-rich splicing factor 2. Lineage: Eukaryota; Metazoa; Arthropoda; Insecta; Coleoptera; Tenebrionidae. Bases 1 to 534 code for a protein of 177 amino acids. The record is from RefSeq and is a predicted model, not a curated record. The transcript is spliced from 2 exons.
AUGUUGCCAGGACAUCCGUGCAAGGUCAAUGAAAGUGGCAGAAACAGAGCGAAAGUGAAAUGUCACCGGAGUGACGGACCGGGAGGCGGCGGCGGCGGCAGCCGCCCACGGACCGGGAGGCGGCGGCGGCGGCAGCCGCCCCCGGGCCGGGGCAGCGCUCAGCCUUGGCCCUUGAGCGUGGGCAGACGUCGAGGACGGCGGAGGACGCGGGCGGCGGCGUCGAGUCGUCGCGCAGACACCUUGCACUCGCUUUGCAGGCAGCCGCCGCCCCCGCGCCGCCCCCGCCGCACUGCGUGCCGCACUCUCAGGGUCGAUCGUCGUAAAGCCUUCACUUUCUCUCCACAUUCAAUUAUUCUGCGCCAAAAAUCGAAAGCGCUCUAUGCACCCGCGGCGGCGGCGCCGACGCCGUCUCUCCACCAGGUGCCCCCAAACACUUUCACCGCCCCCAGGAAGUUCAAGAAAUCACAUACGCCGCCACCGUCACCGCCGCAAAUAACAAAUGAAAAUUGCACUGCUGACACGUGCGACGCCUAA